AUGGCGCACUACAACACUGUGCGGCAGCUUUGGGAGAGGCGCGCCAGUUGCUGGCAGCAGCCAACUAUGGCGCAGCGUGAGAGGCGGCUGCCUCAGGCUGGAUGGCCCAGCUGGCAGUAUAGAAGCAUAUUCAAGGGCAGCACAUGCAAGGAGACUGGCGCGCUCUUGCAAGCAGCUGGUGUGUAUGGGUAUUUUCCCUCAACAAUCUGUGCACCUGAAGGAAAUCGCAUAUGCUUGGAUUGGCUGACAAUGGAGGAGACUAGUCCACCUGGUAGCUGCAGUUCUGGGGAUACUUCUGAAAGUGCUCAGAUGCCGCUACAAGGCCUGCAGGUGCCGUACGUACGCACGAGCCCCAGUCACUUUGGCGCAAGUCUGAAGGAGCGGAGCAAGCCCGAGCUGACCCGCAUCCUUUCCGAAGGGCAGUACAAAGCCUUCGCCCCUCAAGCCGUCGCUCGGACCGUCCUCAUAGGGAUCAAGCGGGGCGACUUCCAGAUCUCCGUCGGAAUGGACGGCUGGCUGCUGAAGAACCUGAACGCAGCGUCCCUCCCGCAGCCGUACCUGAGCCAACUAGUGGUGGAGAGUUUACUGGCCGGGCUGCUGCGGAUUGUAGUGCAGUUCUACAAGGCGGACUGGCACCGGACGAUACGGAAGUGGCACCAGCAGCAGAAGAAGUGAGAGGACGGAGCCUGUGUCCUUUACGUGGUGUCAAAGUGUCUGUGACGAUUUCUGAGCUUUCAAGAGUCGGUUCUACAAGGCGGCCUGUCACAGGACGUAAAGCCGAAGUGAUGGAGCGCAAGCCUGU
Klebsormidium nitens is the source of this 802-nucleotide messenger RNA. The record is from the annotation of a GenBank genome assembly. NCBI's taxonomy places the organism in Eukaryota, Viridiplantae, Streptophyta, Klebsormidiophyceae, Klebsormidiales, Klebsormidiaceae.